Molecule: messenger RNA, 1630 nt
Organism: Tyto alba (common barn owl)
Lineage: Eukaryota; Metazoa; Chordata; Aves; Strigiformes; Tytonidae
Gene: COQ10A
Product: coenzyme Q10A
Exons: 5
Coding region: 93-779 (228 amino acids)
Biological process (GO): cellular respiration; ubiquinone biosynthetic process
Cellular component (GO): mitochondrion
Molecular function (GO): ubiquinone binding
Source: RefSeq, a predicted model, not a curated record
CGUCGCGGGCAGGGUGAGAGGUCACGGCGGCGGCCCCGGUCCUGGUCCCGGUCCCGGUGCGGCGGCGGCGGAGCCGCGUCCCGUCCCCGGUCAUGGCUGCCCGACGGCUCCGCGGCGCCUUCCAGCUCGGGGCGCGGCAGCGGCUGCGGGCCGCGGCGGCCCCGCCCGGCAGGCACACGGCGCUGUGCGGGCUGCGGCUCAGCCGGCUCGGCCGGCCGGCGAACGGCGCAGCGUGGGAGCCCCGGGCGCAGCCCAGCCGCUCCUUCCUCAACCUCACCAACAAGCGGAAGGAGUACUCGGAGCGGCGCAUCAUCGGGUACUCCAUGCAGGAGAUGUACGACGUGGUCUCCAACGUGGAGGACUACAAGAACUUCGUGCCCUGGUGCAAGAAGUCGGUGGUGGUCUCCAGGCGCACGGGUCACGUCAAGGCUCAGCUGGAGGUGGGCUUCCCGCCCGUGGUGGAGCGCUACACCUCCAUCGUCACCCUCGUCCGCCCCCAUCUCGUCAAGGCCGUCUGCACGGACGGGCGCCUCUUCAACCACCUGGAGACGAAUUGGCGUUUCAGCCCCGGCAUCCCCGGCUACCCCCGCACCAGCACCGUGGAUUUCUCGAUCUCCUUCGAGUUUCGCUCCCUGCUGCACUCUCAGCUGGCCACCGUCUUCUUCGACGAGGUGGUCAAGCAGAUGGUGGCAGCCUUCGAGCGCCGGGCGGCCAAGAACUUCGGUCCCGAGACCCGCAUCCCCCGGGAGCUCAUGUUCCACGAGGUUCACCAGACGUGAGGGCGGCCCGGCCACCACGGACUGUGCCAGGGCCCCGGGGCUGCCCGCCCCGCACCCACCCGCCAAAAUAUUUAUUUGAGUGCAUCUCUGCUGCCGUUGCCUCGACUUCCCCCCCCCCAACCCUGGGGGUGAGAGGUGACGCUCCUGCGAGCGCGGGGGCUGCCGUGAGCCCCCGGCCCCACCGCCACGCUGCGGGAGCUGCGUCCCAGUGCUGGACUCCCUGGUUGUGUAGCUAAUUUUGGUUUUAAGUUUUGGUUUUGUUCUUGGGAGCUUUUAUUUUAUUUUAUUUUUUUUUUUAUCCUCACUUUUGUUCCUUUUGAGUCCUCAGCAAGUGCCUGGGCCCCACCACCUCGCUUGGGGAGAGUGGGAGGAGGGUGGGUGUUCGCUGGUGGGGGGGGCCCAGCCAGGGAUUGCGAGGGAGAGAGGCAGCAAGCAGCCAGGGCGGGGGGCCCGGCUGAUGGAGCCCCCAGCUCGUCCAGGAACAAAAAGGAAGGAGAAGGGCGCAGGGAGGAACCGCCUCGCCCGGGCACUGGAGCUGAGAGACCCCCAGCAGCGCCCGCCCCACCGCCAGCCCCCACCUCGCACAGUUUGCACAAGUCACACGCACGGGGCAGGGGGGGACACACAUGGGGCAGCUUGUGCCCCCCAGGCAUUCCUCUGGUUCUAGCUUGCCUUUCCUCACCUGCUGCAGGGGGUGGGGGGGGGGCUCCUGCUCCACCAGGCCUAAACACCCACCCGGGGAGGGGGCGGGCAGGGGGGUCCCCAAACAGCCACCCCCCCUCAGCGAGGGCACCCCAGCCUUGCUGCCAGAGGACGGGCCCUUACAGGCCAAUAAAAGCAUUUUCCAAGGA